This is a messenger RNA of Aspergillus thermomutatus, 1560 nucleotides long. RefSeq names its product endo-beta-1,2-glucanase. The record is from RefSeq and is a predicted model, not a curated record. Lineage: Eukaryota; Fungi; Ascomycota; Eurotiomycetes; Eurotiales; Aspergillaceae. The transcript is spliced from 8 exons. Bases 1 to 1560 code for a protein of 519 amino acids.
AUGCGCGUGAGCAAGCUUUCAUAUCUUUCUCUGUCAUGGGCUGCCUUGACAGAUGCUCUGCCUCAAAAACAGAGUGAACCAUCCUGCCGGUUCGCUCGCCAAUACUCACAGCGGGAAAUCUUGAAGGAUCCCAGCAACUUCAUCAACGAUCUGCUGUACUGGGAGGGCAAAUUCCACCAGAACAAUGUCUCGUACAACUCGGAUAACGGGAUGUCCUACGACGGGACCAACAUCGACUUUACCACUGGCGAGAGAACAGUCAAGCAUCCUUUCAGCGCCGCAAGUAAAGAGUCGCUCCAAGUGAUGCUCUAUGCGCAUGCUGUUGCUGGUUCGCCGGAAGCCGCUCGUUUUCUUUCGCCCCAGGAUCCGUCAGCAGCGCCAGAUCUUGCUGUCUCGAUUAUGGAAAAGAAGCUGCAGACAUACUUAAGAUUCAAUGAAACGUUUCCUGGGUUUGGAGGCUAUCUUCCUUGGUUCACUUCCACGGCCCAGGACCUCACACCGACGUGGGACUGGAACAAUCGCGUUCCUGGACUGGACAAUGGUGAGCUGCUCUGGGCUGUUUAUGCCUUUGUUCAAGCCUUGGAAAACACUGGAAAGUCAUCUUAUGCCAAACUGGCCAGCGAGUGGCAGAAGUGGAUGGAUUACACCAAGACCACUGGAGCCAGGAUCUUCUAUGAAGGAAAGGGUCAAGUGUGCGCCGUAACGACCAUCAAGAAUCAGUCCCUGCCUGUGGAUCAUCCUGAGCAGGGAUACUCCUGCGAAGGCAGUGGUCGGCUCAACGAUCCUUAUGAGGGUGAGCUGUUUACUUUCUGGCUUCAGUUCUUCGGCGGUCUGUCCGGUGCAGACGUGGAACAGCUCUGGGCUGUCAAGCAGCCCCAGCUGGAGAGCGUUGACUACCACAUGGGUCAUGUAGGCCCCAUUACUGUGCAAAAGGGUUACUGGUUCUCAAGCCACGAGCAAUGGAAGGUCCUAGAAAUGCCCUACUACGAUGUCGACAUUAUUCGACGUGUCUUUAAGAACGCCGAACGAGUCCGAACCUGCAAUUCGGUAAUCACCAAAAUCCCCGGCAUGUUCGCCUCCAUCAACAAUAUCACUGACCCCGCCACCGGCGACGUGACCGGGUACAUCUCCAACACCGGCAUCCCUUCCAUCGCCUUUAUCACGCAGCAGGAGCUGGAUGUCAUCACUCCGUACAGCGUGUUCCCGACAGUCCUCUUCGACAAGGGAGUCGGUCUCGCCUGGUGGAGGAACAUGGCCAUUGCCAAGAAGAUGCAAAACCCCUACGGUAGCACCGAGUCCACCCGUGUCGAUGGAAAGGGCGUCGCGGCCCUCCUCACCUGGGACAGCAAGGUAACCACGGUGAAUGCGCUCCUCGGCGGAGUCACCGAUCUCGUCCGCCAGAGGAUGAAGGCCGACGGUAUCUACGAGGAGUUCAUCACUUGCGCCGAGAAAGCAUACGCGGCCGUCUUCACCAAUCUCAAAGGCGAACACGUCGACCUCUGCCUUCCCGAGGAGACAGUUCCGGAUACGGGUCUGGAGGACUUUACGCUGUGUGAUUAG